AUGGUGACUUCUAGAUACUUUCUGGGCUCGCCUAAUAAGCAGGCCACCACUGUCGAUGACGUUGCUUCAUCUUUAGCCAAGGCAAGCACGCCCGCUUCCACUGUUGCCUCCAAGGUUUCUUCAACUGAUUCCACUGCUUACUUGAAACUGAUGAAGUUCUCUGAGGUCUUCUCUUACUUUGUUAUGGGCUUGUGCACUUUGAACAAACCCAUUCUUAAUCUCUGCAUCAAGCUCUUUCCCUACACGCCUAUGCCACUUAUCAGAGCUGUUGUCUACAAGAUCUACUGUGGGGGUGAGACUAUUGACGAAGUGAAGAAGACUGGUGAUCGCUUGGUUAGCAGAGGCAUCAACAACAUGAUGAUUUCUUUAACUAUUGAAGCAUGCAACGGUAACGAUAACAUUGAUCCAGAGUAUAUUGUCAACGAAACUGUGAAGUCUGUCUCUGACAUUUUGGUUCCUCACACUGUUAAAGUUAUCGAAGAAUCGGGUAAAGAAAUCAACGCUAUUUCGCCUGGUUACGUAGCUUUGAAGCCUACUGGAUUCUCCAAAAACUCUGCCAUUGUAUUGAAACACUUUAACGAGCCUCAAUAUGCUGCUGAGUUCGAAGAGUUGGUUGAAAGAGCCGCCAAAGUGUGCCAAACUGUUUACGAUGCUAAUAUCAACUUGGCCAAGCAAUUUCCUAGUAGAAGUACCCCCUUUGUUGUUGCUGUUGUCGAUGCUGAAAAGCAUGAACUUCAGGAAGGUGUUUAUGAAUUGCAGAGAAGAUUGUAUGCCAAAUUCAACAAACCCAACAUGCCUGUUUCCAUCGUGGGAACUUUACAAAUGUACUUGUCUCAAUCUGCUGAUUUGCUUGCCUUGGAAGAAAAGUUGGCCAUGGAAAACAACUACAGAUUGGGCUUGAAGUUAGUCAGAGGUGCCUACAUUCACACCGAAGCUGAAAGAAAAUCAAUCAUCCACAGUACCAAAGAAGACACCGACAAGAACUACAACCAAGGUAUCUCGUACUGUAUCGAAUCCAUCUUGGAACGCAGGGGCAACGAAUCUACAAUUGGUCACUUGGUUGUAGCUUCUCACAAUGCUGACUCCUUGAAGUUGGCAACCACCAAAGUUUUCAACGAAACGGCUGGUGCUAACAACAAUCAGCAUAAUGUUGUCUUGGGCCAAUUGCUCGGUAUGGCAGAUGCUAUCACUUACGACUUGAUCAAAACAUACAAGAUCGACAACGUCAUCAAGUACGUUCCAUGGGGUCCCCCAUUGGAAACCAAGGAAUACUUGUUGAGAAGAUUAGAAGAAAACGGUGAUGCCGUAAAGAACGAUAACGGUUUCCCAUUGGUGAAGGCAGCAGUUGGGGAGAUGUUCAAGAGAGUCUUCCGCCUUGCAUAAACUCACCAUCGAUGGUUUAUGGCCACUACUAGUAUCUACAAAAUUACAUGCAUCACCAUCAAUACUAACGAUGGUACCCUGUAUUUCUAUGUUAGUUUAAUAAUGACUUAUGAAUAUAAAAGAUGAAAUCU
Scheffersomyces stipitis CBS 6054 is the source of this 1514-nucleotide messenger RNA. It is a transcript of the gene PUT1, whose product is annotated as proline dehydrogenase. The record is from RefSeq and is a predicted model, not a curated record. The transcript has 2 exons. The coding region runs from base 1 to 1383 and encodes 460 amino acids. Gene Ontology annotation, molecular function: FAD binding; proline dehydrogenase activity. Lineage: Eukaryota; Fungi; Ascomycota; Pichiomycetes; Serinales; Debaryomycetaceae. Gene Ontology annotation, cellular component: mitochondrion.